CUAUAUGAUGGAGUGAGAGUCAUAGAGAGCUGUAAAGGAGUGAAAUCCAAGUCUUCACCCACACAUUCAUUCACUCACUCCACUUCCUUUCGUUUCAACAACCCAAAAAUAAAACACUCAAAUUCUCUGCCUUUUCUUUAUCUUACCACUUUGCUUCUUCUUCCCUUUCUACAAUGUCUUGGGUGCUCUGCCCUCAAACUCACUGAAAACUUAACCAGACUCAUCCAUGGAUUUCGACCUCGAAAACCCACUUGCAAUUUCCCAUGACUUCCACUCUGAAACACUCACUUCUUUGUUUUCCACUGAAUCUGAUCACAUGGCAUCAGAGACUUACUUUCAAAGCCUGAAAGCUCGAGACUUCGACAUCUCCAUUCGAAGGGAAGCCAUCUCUGCCAUCUCAGAGCUGUGUUGCAACUCUGAUGAACUUUUACUGUACCUUGCUGUAAAUUAUCUGGAUCGGUUCUUGUCCUGCCAAGGAAUGCUGAAACCAAAGCCAUGGCUCAUAAAGCUUCUUGCAAUCUCCUGCAUUUCUUUAGCUUCCAAGAUGAUGAAAUCAGAAUUCUCUCUACAUGAUGUUCAGGGUGAUGGAGGCAUCAUUUUCGACACGCAAACAAUUCAAAGGAUGGAAGUACUCAUAUUGGGAGCUCUAAAAUGGAGAAUGCGUUCCAUAACACCCUUCUCAUUCAUGUCAUUUUUCAUUUCUUUGUUCAAACUAGAAGACCCGCCAUUGCUGCAGGCUCUCAAAGCUAGAGCCACCCAAAUCAUCUUCAAAUCUCAAAAGGAUGUUGAGCUUUUAGUGUUCAAGCCAUCAAUAAUCGCGGCCGCUGCUCUCUUCUCUGCUUCUCACGAGUUAUUUCCUAUGCAAUUCUCCUGCUUUAAAAAAGCACUAACCCACUGUUCAUAUGUAAAUAAGGAAAACAUGUUGCAAUGCUAUAGUGCAAUGCAAGGCAUUGUGGUUGAUGGGUUCGAUUCAAUGCUAGAGAGGGUGUGUAGCUCGGUCGUCACACCAGCCAAUGUGCUAGACCAUACUUUUUCAAGCUCGGCAGAAAGUGGAAAAACCAGAGUCACAAGCAUUACCACGAUGAGAAUGGAGAGGGACUUGAAGAGGAGAAAAAUUAGUGUACUGUAAAGAUCACAGACUCCAAAUUUCUCACAAGCAUUUCCAAAGUCACAAGCACUGCUGAGACCUGAGACCUUCUCUUUUUCGAGAGGGACACUAGCUUUUAGCUGCGCCAAUAAACAAAAAGAGAAAUGGGCAAGAAAACAAAUAGAAAAAAGAUGAGAAUAAACCGAUGAGAGAGAGAGAGAAAGAGAGAGAGAUGAAGUUUUUAUCUUAUGAACCAAGCCAAACAGAAACACUGCUGUCAGUUACAUUAUGUUGGGUUGGAGAAGAAAUUGAAAAAGAAUGGAGGGGUCUUUAUUCCUUUUGUUCUAUUUCUCUUUUUGUUUUCUUUUGGAAUCAAACGAAGACACGACAUAUAUAAUAAUAACUUUGAAUUGUAGGGUUUGAAUUGA
Molecule: messenger RNA, 1515 nt
Organism: Malus domestica (apple)
Lineage: Eukaryota; Viridiplantae; Streptophyta; Magnoliopsida; Rosales; Rosaceae
Product: putative cyclin-D6-1
Biological process (GO): regulation of cyclin-dependent protein serine/threonine kinase activity; mitotic cell cycle phase transition
Cellular component (GO): nucleus; cytoplasm; cyclin-dependent protein kinase holoenzyme complex
Molecular function (GO): cyclin-dependent protein serine/threonine kinase regulator activity
Source: RefSeq, a predicted model, not a curated record